AGACUUUGAUACUUCUUUUAUAGUUAUUACUUUUGGAUAAAUUGGUUUUCGAAGUUAAAAGCCAUAUAGCAUUAGAAUUGAAAUUUUGAUUAGAUUUUCACGUCAUUGGAUUUACAAAGAUGUUUUAUUGCACUGCCUUUUUUGCAUUAUUAUUUCAUGUGGUACAAUCAAAUAGUGAUACGUGUGAUGCAAAAUGUACUAUUACAUCAGAUGACGAAACAAUCUGUGCCUUUGAACCCAAAGAGAAGAAAUAUAUGGUGUUUCCUAGCAAAUGUUCUCUCGUUGCUUAUUCAGACUGUUAUAAUGCUGAACUGGUAGUAACCACAAUCGACUUUUGCGUCAAGAACCAUAUAAAAGAGACAAGAAGGAUGUACGGCGAGUCUUGUCCGAUGUUUUGUCCUAAUCACUGGAGGCCGGUAUGCGGCGCGUCCAAACUGAGAGAUUAUAAAUACAGGUCAUUUACCAAUGGAUGUUAUAUGGACAUGUUGAACUGCAGAGGCGAUGAGGAAUUAGACGGUUACGUGGAAGUGCCGCUGGAGUUCUGCCCAAAACACUCAAUGAAGAACAUGUUCAAAGAACAAAUUGUCGUUACGAAUCUACACGACUAUCGCGAUUACAAUUUAUGGAAAUAAUUAUUACAUCGAUUUACAUAAUCGUUUUAUUUUUCGAAAAUAAUAAUGAGAUGAAAAAAAUCUGGAAUCGAGCGGGAAUUUAAUACGCGCCCCUGUCUAUCCGGGACAGUGCUCUUGACCACUCAGCUAUCGAGACCAUACCAAUUCGGCUGAAUUAAUUCAUCUCUUUACGUCUUACGUAAAAUAAAUUAAAAAUAAGCACGUGUGACAUAUAUAACAAAUUGUUUUAUUUUUAUUGUAUUCCGCUGUCCUUGUAAUAUAUCUCAUUCAUCUGAGUUUUGAAUGAUUGUUAUCUUGUAAUAAUUAAUUUAAUAAAAUACUUUUAAGUCGCAAAACUCAAAAA
This is a messenger RNA of Plodia interpunctella (Indianmeal moth), 975 nucleotides long. RefSeq names its product U-Kazal-Dg21.2-like. The transcript has 4 exons. The record is from RefSeq and is a predicted model, not a curated record. Gene Ontology annotation, molecular function: protein binding. Bases 120 to 632 code for a protein of 170 amino acids. Lineage: Eukaryota; Metazoa; Arthropoda; Insecta; Lepidoptera; Pyralidae.